Closterium sp. Yama58-4 is the source of this 1569-nucleotide messenger RNA. NCBI's taxonomy places the organism in Eukaryota, Viridiplantae, Streptophyta, Zygnematophyceae, Desmidiales, Closteriaceae. The record is from the annotation of a GenBank genome assembly.
AUGAUUCUGAGCGGUACUGAUGCCACUGACUUCGCCCUUGCCGUUGCUACAGUUCUCUCCAAGCCCACAUUCUCCGAAGCGGCUUGCCGAAUGUUCUUCACAGAUGCUAAUAACGAGUACAGAGUGAAGCUGGAGAAUGCUGCGACUGAGGCUGCAAGGAAGAAAGUAGGCAUGGGUGCAGAAAGAGAGAAGAAAGGUGGCGAUGCAACGAGUAGGGGAGCUGAGAUUGGUGCGAGAGGUAUAGUGAAGGAUGGCUGGGAGGCGGUAUCCACAACCAGCAACACGGCCGUGACCGUACUGACAUGGAGGGUUAGUUGCAUUCUUAUGUGGGUCCGAACCUACGGCCCAAACCUGCAAGCUCCCAAUGGAUGUGCACUCCGAAGCGGCGGCAAGCCAAAAAAGAAUCUUCCAUCCCUCUGCCACCCAUUCCGGAAUCUCCCAACCUUGCUGAUUAAGUCCGGCACCAUGCCGGAGCCCUUGGUUCGGCGGGGCUUCUCUUGGGAGUGGGAAGAGUUGCCUGCUGGCGAUGAAGCUGCUGUGAAGCUUGCUGAUGACGUGCAAGGGAGGAUUCUAUAUGAGAGAAUCCUUGAAGAGGUGUAUGGGGUCACUGUGGACUGGGAAAUCCCAGAGAAUGCCAGAGCAGCAGCAGCAGCAGCAGCAGCAGCAUUACCAGCAGCAUCAUCUUCAAAGAGCCGUCCAGUCGUUCGCACGCUGGCAGACGUGGAGUUUCUGGUUGAGGUCGUCGCAGCAGAGAGGGAGCCGUCGAGAUGCACGCGGUGCUGGAAGUGCCACCUGAGGCACGCCGCUGCCAUCAACCACGUCGCGCUGCUCGCCUCCUUCGCCUACCGCCCCCUUUCCACCCUCAUCCACCGCUUCCUCUUCCUCUUCCCCCCCGACCAAACCAGGGAGGCGUACACGCUUCUGGGCAUGUUCAUGCCGUCGGGGGUGGCAGAGAGGGUGAACUGGAUGCAUGUGCGUGGACGCUUGGAAGGGCUCGAGGAGGAGAAGGCGAUGGCGCUUUUCGUGCAUGCGUGUAUGAUGAUAGCGUGGACGUGGGCCAAGGAGGAGGAGCCCAACCCAGGGCGGUUUGCUCGGCUUGCAGCGCAGGAGGGCGCCGAGCAGGGCAAGGGAGGGGUGGGCAAGUGGAAGCAGUUGGACAGUGAGAUGUGGGAGGAGGUUCGCAUGUGGCGGCACGCUGCCAAGGCUGCUUGGCCCGGAGACAGGCGCAACUGGAUGGGCGAGCUGCGGGACACGUGCUUGGGCGGCAGGAAAAUGACAAAACGUGAGAGUGGUGAGCAGGAAGAGGAGGGGGAACAGGAGGAGGGGCCGGUUUAUACGCAGAAGUGGGUGGGAGGAGUGAACCUGGUGGCUUGCCUGCGAGCGAUGCUGCUGGGGGAGCCGUGGAAAGGUGGGUCAGCACCAGGGAACAACGUCACUCAGAACCGAGCAGGAGUAGGGGGCGGAGGAACAGGCAGCAAAGAACCAGGAACCCCUGUAGGCACUUUCUGGACAAAUGCAUCUGGUGUAGAUACCCGAGCAGAGCGACUGAAAUCAGGGUACCGGCAGUGA